Diabrotica balteata is the source of this 2219-nucleotide messenger RNA. Lineage: Eukaryota; Metazoa; Arthropoda; Insecta; Coleoptera; Chrysomelidae. The record is from the annotation of a GenBank genome assembly.
CUGUGUUUUAUGUUUUAUAUGUCAUGUUAUUAUCUUAUUAUAGUGGGUACAAUUGGGUACAACUUAAAUAAAUUAUAUUGUUAGAAUGGAUUACGAAUUUCCUACAGAUUUUGAUAUAGUAAUUGUGGGAACAGGAAUAAUAGAAUCUAUAAUAUCGGCGGCUGCAAGUCGUGUAGGAAAACGAGUUUUACAUGUUGAUGAAAAGGAAUACUAUGGUGGGCAUUGGGCUUCUUUUAGCUUGGAAGCUGUAAUGGAAUUAAAGAAGUCCAAAGAAAAUCCAGUUGCAAAUGUGGGAAAUCUAGACUUGUAUGUGUUUGGAAAUCAGGUAUACGAUCUUAAGAAUGUUGAUUACAAAUUCCAUGUAAUACCAAAAGAAAAAAUCCAAGUGGAAAAACAAGAAGAUAGUGAAAAUCAAGAACAAGUGACUGAAAGUAAAGAUGAAGACGAUAAUAAAGAAGUGAUAGAAAAAGAAAAACCUGAUACUGUCAUUUGGGACAAGGAGGCUUUAUUAAAAUUAUCCAGAAGAUUUAAUAUUGAUCUUACACCAAAACUUCAGUAUGCCAGAGGUCAUUUUGUAGAAUUAUUAAUAUCAUCAAAUAUAGCAAGGUAUUCCGAGUAUAGAAGUGUGAGUAGAAUACUUACAUGGUUUAAUAAAAAAUUGGACUUCUUACCUUGCUCACGUUCUGAUGUUUUUGCAAACAGUAAAGUAUCUGUGGUAGAAAAAAGAAUGCUAAUGAAGGUUUUAACAGCUUUAAAUACUUUAGAUAAACUGAAUGAUUAUGAAAAUAAAACAUUCAAACAAUAUCUUGCAGAUCAAAAAUUAACUCCAAAUUUGAUUCAUUACCUACUUUAUGGUAUUUCAAUGAGCUCUGAUGACACACCUUGUGAUGUAGGUGUUGUGAAUGUAAAAAGAUUUUUAGAUAGUUUAGGACGUUUUGGGCACACUCCAUUUUUAUAUUCAAUGUAUGGAAGUGGAGAAAUACCACAAGCUUUUUGUAGACUGAGUGCCGUGUUUGGUGGUGUAUUUGCUCUAGGGCAAAGCAUACAAGGUUUUACUGUGUCCGAUAAUAAAUUUAAAUCAAUAACAGUUAGGUCUCAAAAUAUUCAAGCAGAACAUCUUGUCAUGAGUAUAGAAAAAGUACCAAAACAAUUCCUUAAGUCAAACAAUCAACAGUAUAUUUCCAGAUGUGUAUUAAUAACUGAUAAAUCCAUAUUAGAUAGUGAAAAAGAACACUUGACUCUAGCAUUUUAUCCUCCAGAGAAUGGAAAGCCACUUGUGAAGCUAAUUGAGCUAGGAUGUCUUACAGGUACUUGCCCAAAACCUUUAUAUGUAGUGCAUUUAUUAGCCAAACAAGGCACUACCCCACAAGAAGAUUUCAGCAGUGUUAUAGAUAGUUUGUUUGACCAAAAUGAAGAAACCAACAUGGAAAAUGAGCAAAAGCCUUCAAUUCUUUGGUCUAUGUACUUUUCGUUGCCAGAUACCAAUAAUGCAGAUUUAACAGAAGGUCUUCCAGACAAUGUGUUUGUAUGUCCUGGUCCUGAUACUGACUUGGAUUACGAUUAUUCUGUAAAAAAAGCAGAACAGAUGUUUAGACAAAUAUAUCCAGAUUUAGAUUUUCUUCCUAGAGCUCCAGAUCCAGAGGAAAUAGUGAUUGGUGAAGAAGAAGAAGAAGGCCAAGAAACGGCUGAAGGUGAUACUAGUCCAUAGUUAACUUAAUACUACUAUAGAUUUUUUUAAAUUGAUAAUUGGAGCAGAAUGCUUAUUUACACAAAUAGAUACUAAUAAUUUAUGGCUAUCAUAUUUAAAAUAUAAUUUACUAAUUACUUAUAUAAUUUUAAAUAUGACAGCCAAAUGAUGUAGUAGUUUCAGUGUUUUGAUAAGAAACUUUACUACACAAGUUUUGUUAUUGGAAAAGAGUCUGCAACUUUUUAUUGGUCAUGAUGAUUUUUUAAUGAUUUAGUUAUUACUUACAUCUCCUUUUUGAUAACUGUAAAAACAUGCUGUUUUAAUAGUUAAAAAUUAUGUUUAAAUAUUCACACAGUAGUUGUAUAGGUAAAACUAUUAUUUUUGCCAUUGUUAACAAACACAAUCAGAUCUAUAUUUAUCUCUUUAUUUCAUAAAUAAAAAACUGUUAAGCACACAUUUUUGCCAUUGUUAACAUACACAAUCAGAUCUUUAUUUUUUCUAUUUAUUUCAUAAAUAAAAAAACUGUCCCACU